CAGCUGAGCUCUUAACCACUACACCACUAGGGUGCCAAUGCUCUCACUUAGUAUUUAGUAGGUAAUUUUUUAUCAUCCAGUAUGGUCAUUUCAUUACAGUAUUAUUACUACAGUCAAUAAACAUUCACCAAGUAUCUGUUCUUUCCAGGUACUAUGGUGAUGGCAGCAGUAAUAAAUAACAAUAAUCCUUAACAUUUGCUGAAUGCUAACUAUAGUAUUCUGUUGAAUCUAAUGCCAUUUAUUAUAAGAUGCACAAUUUUAUGUGUACUGCUAAGAGAAAACCUUUAUGCUAUUAAACUAUUAUACACAAUUCAUUGUAAAAUACACCCUAAAUUCAGAAAUGUUAAAAAGUUCAAAACUAUCUUUUUUAAAUGAUGAAGCAUGGCACUUUCCAAGCGAAAUCAUUUAAUUGUCCUAGUCCUAUGAGAUAGGUGCCAUCAUUAUCCUCAUUCUUAUAGAUAAGGAAGCUCAGCCACAGAGGGAUAACUUUCUCAACGUCACACAGGUAGCAGGUAGACUUGAGACCAGGCAUCCUAAGUCCAGAGCGCUACCCUCAACCACCACACUAUACUGCCUUUAGCCAAAGGUGCUGGAGAAAAUUUGGAGAAUACAAUGGCAGCCUUUCAGCAUGCAGUUACAAUUGGAACUGAUAUGCUGGAAUUGGACUGCCAUAUUACAAAAGACGAACAAGUCGUAGUAUCACAUGAUGAGAAUCUAAAGCGAUCAACUGGAGUCAAUGUAAACAUCUCUGAUCUCAAGUACUGUGAGCUCCCACCUUACCUUGGCAAAUUGGAUGUCACAUUUCAAAGAGCAUGCCAGUGUGAAGGAAAAGAUAACCGAAUUCCAUUACUGAAGGAAGUUUUUGAGGCCUUUCCUAACACUCCUGUUAACAUCGAUAUCAAAGUUAACAACAGUAUGCUGAUUAAGAAGGUUUCAGAAUUGGUGAAGCAGUACGAACGAGAACACAUAACAGUGUGGGGUAAUGCCAGUUACAAAAUUGUAGAAAAGUGCUAUAAAGAGAAUUCAGAUAUUCCUAUACUUUUCAGUCUACAACGUGUACUUCUCAUUCUUGGACUGUUUUUCACUGGCCUCUUGCCCUUUGUGCCCAUUCGAGAACAGUUUUUUGAAAUCCCAAUGCCUUCUAUCAUAUUGAAAUUAAAAGAACCACACACCAUGUCAAGAUGUCAAAAGUUUCUCAUCUGGCUUUCUGAUAUAUUACUAAUGAGGAAAGCUUUGUUUGACCACCUCACUGCCCGCGGCAUUCAGGUGUAUAUUUGGGUAUUAAAUGAAGAACAAGAGUACAAAAGAGCUUUCGAUUUGGGAGCAACUGGAGUGAUGACAGACUAUCCAACAAAGCUUAAGGAUUUUUUACUUAAUUUUUCAGCAUAGAAAGAGAGGUACUCGAAGGCAUUAAAAAAAAAAAAAAAAAAUGAAAAGACCUAAGAAAAAAA
Molecule: messenger RNA, 1451 nt
Organism: Trichechus manatus latirostris (Florida manatee)
Lineage: Eukaryota; Metazoa; Chordata; Mammalia; Sirenia; Trichechidae
Gene: GDPD1
Product: glycerophosphodiester phosphodiesterase domain containing 1
Exons: 10
Coding region: 613-1389 (258 amino acids)
Biological process (GO): N-acylethanolamine metabolic process; glycerophospholipid catabolic process
Cellular component (GO): endoplasmic reticulum membrane
Molecular function (GO): phosphatidylcholine lysophospholipase A1 activity; phosphoric diester hydrolase activity
Source: RefSeq, a predicted model, not a curated record